AGCUUUAUCUACAUUGGAUAUGAAAGCUAUCCUAAUUUCCCUAUGGCCCUUCUUUCUUUAUGCCUCCACCCUCCAAACCUUCAGCAAAACCCCACCGCCGCCGUCCCCCACCCGACCACCGUCGGAUUUCACGAGCCUACAACGCUGAAUUCCAAUUCCAAGAGACAUUUCAUCCUCAAAUCAGCUUCACUCUGUCUAAUUUCAUUGAUUCCAAAAUGCCCAGUUGCCCAAUCUUCUCAAAUUUCGCCUACUUCGAAACAAGGCCUUCCUGGCCUUGCAAAUACAAAGUCUUGGUUUCAGUUUUAUGGUGAUGGGUUCUCCAUUCGUGUGCCGCCUCAGUUUGAAGACCUCACCGAGCCUGAGGAUUUCAAUGCUGGACUAUCUCUUUAUGGAGAUAAGGUAAAAACGAAAACAUUCGCAGCUCGGUUUGGAUCUCCUGAUGGCUCUGAAGUUCUAAGCGUUGUCACUCGUCCAACGAAUCAACUUAAGAUCACCUUUCUAGAGGAGCUUCCGUUUUCUUGCGAAAAACAGGCGAAAGAUAUAACUGAUAUAGGUUCUUUGAGGGAGGCUGCAAAAAUCUUUGUUCCAGGUGGUGCAACUUUAUUUUCGGCCCGAACGUUUAAAAUUAAGGACGAUGAAGGUUUCAGGACGUAUUACUUCUACGAGUUUGGGAAGAACGAAGAACACGUCGCAUUAGUAGCAACUGUUAAUAGUGGACAGGCGUUUGUUGCCGGAGCAACCGCACCAUUGUCCAAAUGGGAUGAAGAUGGCAUAAAACUCCGUUCUGCUGCUAUAUCCCUAACCGUACUAUAAUCAAUUGUUGAUCAAGUUAUUUUCAUUAGCUUGAGGAAGCUUUUGGUAAGUCCCCCAGUUGGCAGAGAGACAGCUAGAUUUGUGUAUACAUUUUUGUAAGAAUUGUACUUUGAAAUGGGUAUGCUGAGUGAUGAGUGGUGCUUCAUUAAUGUGGUACCCUUUGUUCUUAUAUGAUUGUUGACAAACUUGAA
This is a messenger RNA of Cucurbita maxima (winter squash), 1004 nucleotides long. RefSeq lists its product as uncharacterized. The coding region runs from base 43 to 813 and encodes 256 amino acids. The record is from RefSeq and is a predicted model, not a curated record. The transcript has 8 exons. Lineage: Eukaryota; Viridiplantae; Streptophyta; Magnoliopsida; Cucurbitales; Cucurbitaceae. Gene Ontology annotation, cellular component: chloroplast.